GGGUGCAGUGCGCAUGAGUUCGGCUGCUCGGCGGAGCUUGUGUUUGGCUUGAGAGCACUUGGAGAACUUGCUGUCCUUCGUCCUUAUAGCUCAUCUGCUGUCCCUGUUAGGAGAGGCGUGGAUUUCUGCUAGCAGCCGGCAGUGAAGAGGAAUGCAGCUACUGAGUAAUCUGUAAGGAGGAAAUACGUCCACCCUACUGGAUCAGCCAACUUGGAGCAGUCUGCAGCCGCAGUGGCACAGCAGAGACGUGUCGUGGGCCAGUUUGUUUUGUUUAGCUGUGAUCUUGUAUGGCUGGUUCUGAGGGCAGACAGCACCUUAUCUUUGAUGGCACUUCAUUACAGCUGCUGAACUACGUGCCCCUGCCAAAGCAAAAUUAGAUUUUUGAAGAAAUGAAUACAACUAGCAACGCUACGUAACAUGUUGAUGGCAUCCUAUCCUGCAUUGGGAUCGAUAAGUCCAGAAGGUGUGAUGCCUAGAAACCUCCUGUCAGACUUCCCUGAAGCAACGCCCGAAAUCUCUCCGAAGCGCACACUUGGGAGCAUGGAGGGGGGUGGUGCUGUGGAGAACUGUGGCAACCAAGCUAGGUGCAAAAACCUUGCCAUGGAUGAUGAGAGUAUGAAGUACUUAACUCACGAAGAGCAGGAUGUUCUCACGUUCUUUGAGGAAACCAUAGAUGCCUUAGAGGAUGACUUGGAGGAACCAGUCCUACGUGACAGUGGCAUCCACUGUCAGUCUCCAAGGUCAACAGAAGAAAAUGUGUCCAGUCAUUCAGAGACUGAAGAUAUCAUUGACUUAGUGCAGUCAACACCUGAGGGCAGUGACCAUGAAGGCCCUCCCAGCAAAGAUGCAGAACCAGGUAUGUUGGAUGCUACCCGGAGAACUGAGAGCGCUGAGCCGGCUGUACCUGCUGACCUUCCCCCACAUCCCUCUGCACCACCACCACAGAUGUGUGAGACGCUCCCUCCUCCGCCUCCUCCUGCAGUGCAGCAUCCAAAAUUGCUUCGCUCUGUCCCCACUCCACUCAUCGUGGCCCAGAAGAUGUCUGAGCAGCAAAUGGAGAGCAGGGUGCGUUUCCCCAGCGCCCUGAAGGAGGGGAAUUCGGACAGGAAGAAAACUGUGGUAGCCAAUGGUGAUUAUUUUGCAGCUCCGAAGCACCCUCCUGUGCCUGCACCCAAACUGCACCGGUUUCCAAGCAAUAUCAAUAUAACAAAUGUCAGUGGCAAAGAAUUCAAUGAGACUAUCUCAAAAGCAGCAGUUAAUGUACAGGAGCGGAGAGCUCAGGUGCUGGCCAACAUCAAUGGGGGAUUUCUGGCAACUGAAUUGGAGGAGAGGCAGCAAAAAAAUGAUUUCUUGUCACGCAACAGAAGUUCUUCCUUAAGGGAUCUCUCCUCUGAGCAAACGCGCUAUGAGGCCCUGACAAAACUUGGCCUUGUUAAGGGAAAGCCGGCUCAGGACCCAGUGGAUCAUGUCCCAGGUACUCAGCAGCUUGAUGUGCAGCCCAAACAGGCAGACACUGUUCCCAAUGGAUACCAAAACAUCCACGAGGCUUUAAAAAGUGAGCCCAGCCCUUUCCUUCCUACGGGCAAAACUGUAACAAUCAGACCAGAGGUAGUUCUUAAUGCUAGCAAGGUCACUCAGCAGAACACGGCAAAAGAUUUUAAUGAUUACAAGCAACCUAACCUGGAUAUGAGGAGGAGGUCAGGUUCACUACCCAGACCUUCAGGGUUUCGAUCGCAGGGGAUAACAGUAAAGUUUUCUGGCCGUGGCUCAACAGAAGAGGCGAGGAGAGAGGCACUGCGUAAGCUGGGACUGCUGAAAGAGACUGCAUAGUUUGGAUGGGCAUGUGAUAAUGGAGGGGAAGUCACGACUUUGGGCUGGAACAGUCCUGAUGGGAUUGGGAUCAGACUGGAAGGAGAUAUGGGAAGAUCUCUGCUUCAGGCAAGCUAAGGAGAGAGAUGCUGGUACUGCGGCAUGGCUGUUAGUUACAGACUGGCACUGUGUAAGGCCGUGUACGUUGGUGGGUUUCAGCCCUGCUUCCUGUAGAGACACUCAUCUGUUGUUCUUUGUGAUUAAGAAGAAUUUUAUUUAAGUAAUGCUGGACUGUAGCAGAGGACAGCUUGUUAAUGAAGUGUACAGUGCAGUAUUGUUGUACAUAGCAAACAAUGCAGAAUCUUCCUUUUGCUCUUUUUAAAGCCAAAAAAACCCACGAGAGCUCUGUCUUGCACACAUCUGUGUUAUGGGAGCUCGAGAUACGUCAAAGCUGGAAUUUCUGACUGGUGUGACGCUUCAGUGACACUGUCUGUAUUAUCAGGCUUUGCUUUCAUUACCUUCUGGUGGUGGACUCUUUUGCUCCCUCACUCUCUGCCCACUCAGCUGAAGACUGCAGAGGGCAAUUCGGGUUCUGACCUUCUCACUGGAGCAGCUCAGGCUUGGAGUGGGCGACUGCAUCAUUCUGCUGCUUUGCUCGAAGCUGCCUUCCUUCCUUCCUUCCCAGCUGCUGCUUCCUGGCCCUGCCCUCACAGCCUGUGUCCAGUGAAAGGCACCAGACAGGCCUCAAGGAUACGCGCCCUGUGUCGCUUUCUGCACUGACAGCCAAAGAGACUCCUGACAAUCUGCAAUCCCAGCUGUUCUGUAUGAGAAGCCAUAGGAACAAGUCGACUCUGUACCAAAUGUGAGAGCGUUCUGUCAGAAGUCUCACCUUCCCCCUUGCCGCUCCCCAUGAAGAAGCUGUUACUUUUCAAGCACUAGCUGUGCUACGCUGCAAAGGUGUAAAUUCUGUUACUUCUAAAAAGAAAGUAAACCUCAUUUGAUCUUCCUUGAGUCUGACAGACCUAAUAGCCCUCUGCUCGGAGCCUUAUUUGAUUCUGCCCUGCCAAUACAUAACAGAAAUCGUAGCCAAAAUUCCUGCAGGCUAAAUGGAGUCACAGGAGAGAGUGGCUGUAGAAGCACAUUGCUCCUGGAGGGUCCAUGUUUGCGUAUUUUGCCUUUGUUCAAUAGACAUGCUUUUCAUGAUGGUCCCAAAACGUGUGCUGGUAUGCUUUGGGAUUUCUUCUUAGAUCUAUGGCAGAGCUGCUCUUCUGUAAUAAAACUCCCUUUCCUUUUCGUCUACCUGAAACUAUCAAAACCAGCCAUCGAAAACCCCAAUGCCAAACCCCAGCCUCCCACACGGGUCGGAGUUCUCAGCCUCUUUCUCUAAAGGAGAAAACUCCUUUAUUCUCUGCACUUUCCGAAGCCCCCAGCAGCCCCCUCGCUUCCCUGAGAAGCUGAGUAAUAAACCCAGGAGGGGAGUGGCAAUAAUAGAAACUGCCGCACCCUUCAUAGAGGAGCUCUGACAUAACUGUGAUAAACAAGUUUGUAUUUCUUGUGAUAAAGUAUUUCAAACCUGCUGAGUUUGCAAAUGAAGCUGUUGUGAAGGAAGAAUCUUUUCGUAGUUGUGAACCUGCCUCAUAAGAUAAAGAUUUUGGUUGUUGUUGUCCUUAAUUUAUCUGCUUGCUGCUUUAAAUUUUUAAUUGCAUUGUUACGGUAUCCGGACGGUUCUGUUGCACAGUAAUUCUUUGCAGCCUUUUUGCUGGGGAAGUGGUCGCACUCCUCACUGUGACAGCCAUGCUGUACAUAAGCGCCCAGUAAUUAAGAAAGGCGGCCGUUCCUCAGGCUGGCAGAGCAGUAAGCAUGCAUAACCAGACGUGAGGAGUCCUGCUGGAACAAAGAAGGCUUCUUGUAUGCUGGAAGGAAAUCACGUUCUUAUUUUGCUGGGAUUUCAGCCUCCAGUCCUAAAUUUGAAAGAAGAUGAAGCACAGAAACGCAUCGCAGCACCUGCUUCGGUGCUGCCUGGGAUGGAGUCUCACAUGUGGGCAGCGUGGGGCCGAUGCAUCAUAAUUUAUUAACAUAACCUGCUAAGUCAACCUGAAUGUUUCAUGGCCUCUGCGCUUGUGAAUGCUGUUAAAGGCAACUUUACAUUAUACAUGGGAGGGAUGUACAGAGCAAUCUUCACAUCUGAUCAUUCCCUGCCAGCUCUUUGCUUUGGGUUGUUUACAGCUGAGAAUCCACACUAAGCGAGAGGCGGGGCGAUGUGACACCAAUUGUCCCACUGACACACAGCCCAACUCCCUAAUGGAACCCUAUUCAAAAAUGGAUCUAUAUAAAUUUUAAUGUUUAAUACCUAAAGCUGCAGUGUGCUGAAUUAGCUGGACUGUGUUCUUCCAGCCUUGUGUGGGGCCGUGUCCUCAGCUGCUGGGAAAUGGGACUCACAGCUUUUCAGCUUCAACCACAUUCUGCCCACGUGGAUGAGGUAUUUGUUGUAGCCUUUCACCGUAGCAAAUAUCCAGUUGGUAAACUCUUCACUGUGCCUAAAACUGUAGCGAGUAAAGCCAUGUGCUAUAUGAAGCUAUGAGUCUAGCUGCUAAUAAUCUGUAUAUAAUAACUUUAUCUCUGUUUUGUGUACCUUGUUUUGUGUGUAUAUGUUGCUGUGAUAUUUUUUCCUAUGUUAGAAGUAACUGUCUUGCACAAAUCCAAUAAAUCCUCCAUUAAAUUGAGAUAAAACCAA
Molecule: messenger RNA, 4543 nt
Organism: Gallus gallus (chicken)
Lineage: Eukaryota; Metazoa; Chordata; Aves; Galliformes; Phasianidae
Gene: PROSER2
Product: proline and serine rich 2
Exons: 6
Coding region: 418-1830 (470 amino acids)
Source: RefSeq, a predicted model, not a curated record